UCUCGGCUUUAUUGUGAAUUGGUCCUUUGAGGGAGCAGGAGCAGCUGCAGGAGAUAAUGAGAUGGCAAGAAAGAAAUUGAAAAAAUUUACCACACUGGAGAUUGUGCUCAGCGUUCUUUUGCUUGCAUUGUUCAUCAUUGCUGUCGUUCUAAUUGUUCUUUUAGCCAAAGGUCCUGCAGAAUCAAAAGGUCCUGAGACAACCCCAGAUGCUGCAUGCCCAGUGAUAGAUGAACUGGAACUGAUAAACUGCAUCCCUGACCAGCCACCAACAAAGGCCACAUGUGACCAGCGUGGCUGCUGCUGGAAACCUCAGGGAGACAUAAAUAUUCCUUUGUGCUACUAUUCCAAGAAUCAUGGCUACCAAAUGGAGGGCAAUACUGUAAACACAAAUGCAGGAUUCACAGCCCAGUUGAAAGGUCUGCCUUCUUCACCCUUGUUUGGAAAUGAUAUUGAGAAUGUCCUCCUCACAGCAGAGUACCAGACAUCUAACCGCUUUCACUUUAAGUUGACUGACCAAACCAAAAACAGGUAUGAAGUACCGCAUGAACAUGUACAGCCCUUCAAUGGGAAUGCUGCCUCUUCCUUGAACUAUCAAGUUGAGGUCUCCAAACAGCCAUUUAGCAUCAAAGUGACUAGAAGAAGCAACAGUCGUGUCCUGUUUGACUCAAGCAUCGGGCCCCUCCUGUUUGCAGAUCAGUUCCUGCAGCUCUCCAUUCGCCUGCCAAGUGCUAAUGUGUACGGUUUGGGGGAGCAUGUGCACCGACAAUACAGGCAUGACAUGAAUUGGAAGACUUGGCCCAUAUUUGCCAGGGACACAAUUCCCAAUGGGAAUGGAACUAACUUGUAUGGUGUGCAGACAUUCUUCCUGUGCCUUGAAGAUGCUAGUGGAUUAUCCUUUGGGGUGUUUCUGAUGAACAGCAAUGCCAUGGAGGUUGCCCUCCAGCCAGCUCCAGCAAUCACUUACCGCACCAUUGGGGGCAUUCUUGACUUCUAUGUGUUCUUGGGAAACACUCCAGAGCAAGUUGUUCAAGAAUAUCUAGAGCUCGUUGGACGGCCAACCCUGCCUUCAUACUGGUCACUAGGAUUUCACCUCAGUCAGUAUGAUUAUGGAACAUUGGAUAAAAUGAAAGAAGUUGUGGACAGAAACCGUGCAGCACUACUCCCUUAUGAUGUUCAACAUGGUGAUAUUGAUUAUAUGGAUAAGAGGAAGGACUUCACUUAUGACCCAGUGAACUAUAGAGGUUUCCCUGAUUUUGUUAAGGAGUUACACAAUAAUGGACAGAAACUUGUCAUCAUUAUGGAUCCAGCCAUCUCCAACAACUCUUCCUCAAGUAAUCCCUAUGGUCCAUAUGACCGGGGUUCAGCAAUGAAGAUAUGGGUGAAUAAUUCAGAUGGAGUGAAUCCACUCAUUGGGGAGGUCUGGCCUGGAAAAACUGUGUUUCCUGAUUAUACCAAUCCCAACUGUGCUGUUUGGUGGACAAAGGAAUUUGAGCUUUUCUACAAGCAAGUGGAGUUUGAUGGAAUCUGGAUUGAUAUGAAUGAAGUUGCCAACUUUGUUGAUGGUUCAAUCUCAGGAUGUUCCAGAAACAAUCUCAAUUAUCCACCAUUCACUCCCCGAGUUCUAGAUGGGUACCUGUUCUCCAAGAGUCUAUGCAUGGAUGCAGUGCAGCACUGGGGCCAACAGUAUGAUGUCCAUAACCUGUAUGGCUACUCUAUGACAAUUGCCACAGCAGAAGCUGUCAAGACUGUGUUUCCAAGCAAGAGAAGCCUCAUCAUAACUCGGUCUACCUUUGCGGGAUCUGGCAAGUUUGCAGCCCAUUGGUUAGGAGACAAUGCAGCCACCUGGAACGACCUUCAGUGGUCCAUCACUGGCAUGCUUGAGUUCAACCUUUUUGGUAUCCCAAUGGUGGGUGCAGACAUCUGUGGCUUCUCGUUGGAUACCUCGGAGGAGCUCUGCAGGCGGUGGAUGCAGCUGGGAGCAUUUUAUCCGUUUUCCAGAAAUCAUAAUGACAAAGGCUUCAAGGACCAAGACCCUGCCUUCUUUGGAGCUGACUCCUUGCUGUUGAAUUCCUCCAGGCACUACCUUAACAUCCGCUAUGCUCUAUUGCCUUACCUCUACACGCUCUUCUACCAUGCUCAUAGCCGGGGGGACACAGUGGCCAGGCCACUUCUGCAUGAAUUCUAUGGAGACAACAACACUUGGGGUGUGCACCGACAAUUUCUGUGGGGGCCGGGCCUCCUCAUCACUCCAGUUCUGGAAGAGGGUGCAGAGAAAGUGACAGCAUAUGUUCCUGAUGCUAUCUGGUAUGACUAUGAGACUGGAGGCCAAUUGGAAUGGAGAAAGCGAAGCAUUGAGAUGGAACUUCCUGGAGACAAAAUUGGACUUCAUUUACGAGGAGGCUACAUCUUUCCCACGCAACAGCCAAGUACAACCACUAUGGCCAGUCGGCGGAAUCCUCUGGGUCUCAUCAUUGCCUUGGAUGAGAACAAAGAAGCCAAAGGAGAGCUCUUUUGGGAUGAUGGGGAAUCCAAAGACACCUUCCUCAAUAAAAUUUACCUUUUAUGUGAGUUUUCUGUCACCCAAAACCACCUGGAUGUGAAGAUUUCUCAGUCAACCUACAAAGACCCCAAUAACUUAGCAUUUCAGGAGAUUAAAAUACUUGGGACACAAGAACCUGCCAAUGUUACAGUGAAACAAAAUGGUGUCCCAACUCAAGCUUCUCCUAAAGUCACGUAUGAUCCUAACCUGAAGGUUGCUGUUAUCUCAGAAAUUAAUCUUGUUCUGGGAGAAGCAUACACAGUGGAGUGGAGCAUAAAAAUAAGGGAUGAAGAAAAAAUAGACUGUUACCCUGAUGAGCAUGGUAUUUCUGAAGCAAACUGCAUUGCCCGUGGCUGUGUCUGGGAGGAAUCCAGUUCUCCUGGGGUCCCUUUUUGCUAUUUUGUCAACGAUUUGUACGCUGUCAGUAACAUUCAGUAUGACUCACAGGGGGCCAGCGCUGACAUCUCCUUAAAGUCUUCUCUUUACACCAACACCUUCCCCUCCAGCCCUGUGAAUCCCCUCCGCCUGCAAGUGACCUACCAUAAGGAUGAAAUGCUGCAGUUUAAGAUUUAUGACCCCAACAACAAUCGCUAUGAGGUCCCAAUCCCACUGAACACACCCAGGGUUCCUUCCAGCACCUCCCAGAAUCGACUCUAUGAUGUCCUCAUUAAGGAGAAUCCUUUGGGGAUUGUGAUUCGCCGGAAGAGUACAGGUGCUGUAAUUUGGGACUCACAGCUCCUGGGCUUCACCUUCAAUGACAUGUUCCUCCGCAUCUCCACCCGCCUGCCCUCCUCCUACAUCUAUGGUUUUGGGGAAACGGAACACAGAACCUUUAGGCAAGACCUGAACUGGAACACAUGGGGCAUGUUUUCCAGAGACCAGCCCCCUGGGUACAAGAUGAAUUCGUAUGGUGUCCACCCCUACUACAUGGGACUCGAGGAGGACGGCAGUGCCCACAGUGUGCUCCUGCUGAACAGCAAUGCCAUGGAUGUGACUUUCCAGCCCAUGCCUGCCCUGACAUACCGCACCACAGGGGGAAUUCUGGACUUUUAUGUGUUCUUGGGCCCAACUCCAGAGCUUGUUACUCAGCAGUACACUGAGAUGAUUGGUCGACCUGUUAUGGUGCCUUAUUGGGCCCUGGGGUUCCAGCUGUGUCGCUAUGGAUAUGAGAAUGAUGCUGAGAUCGCCAGCCUGUAUGAUGAUAUGGUGGCUGCCCAGAUCCCCUAUGAUGUGCAGUACUCAGACAUCGACUACAUGGAGCGGCAGCUGGACUUCACCCUCAGCUCCAAGUUUUCUGGGUUUCCAGCUCUGAUCAAUCGCAUGAAGGCCGAUGGGAUGCGGGUCAUCCUCAUUCUGGACCCAGCCAUUUCUGGCAAUGAGACCCAGCCCUACCCUGCCUUCACUCGAGGGAUGGAAGAUGACAUCUUCAUCAAGUACCCAAAUGAUGGAGGCAUUGUCUGGGGGAAGGUCUGGCCUGAUUAUCCUGAUAUUGUUGUUAACAACUCUCUUGACUGGGAGAGUCAAGUGGAGCUAUAUCGAGCUUACACGGCCUUCCCUGACUUUUUCCGCAACUCAACUGUCCUGUGGUGGAAGAGGGAAAUUGAAGAGCUGUACAGCAAUCCACGGAAUCCAGAGAAGAGCUUGAAGUUCGAUGGCAUGUGGAUUGAUAUGAAUGAGCCAUCCAGCUUUGUGAAUGGAGCUGUCCCUUCAGGUUGCACAGAUGCUAAUCUGAACCAUCCUCCCUACAUGCCACAUUUGGCGGACAGGGACAAGGGCCUAAGCAGCAAGACCCUGUGCAUGGAGAGUGAGCAGAUCCUCCCAGAUGGCUCCAGAGUGCGUCACUACGAUGUGCACAGCCUGUAUGGAUGGUCUCAGACGAGGCCCACCUACGAUGCUGUGCAGGAGGUGACAGGACAGCGAGGAGUUGUCAUCACCCGCUCCACAUUCCCCUCCUCUGGCCGCUGGGCAGGACACUGGCUGGGAGACAACACGGCUGCAUGGGACCAGCUGAAGAAAUCUAUUAUCGGCAUGAUGGAGUUCAGCCUGUUUGGCAUAUCCUAUACCGGGGCAGACAUCUGUGGGUUCUUUCAAGAUGCCGAAUAUGAGAUGUGUGCUCGCUGGAUGCAGCUGGGGGCCUUUUACCCCUUCUCCAGGAACCACAACAGCAUCGGCACCAGGAGACAAGACCCUGUAUCCUGGGAUGCUGCCUUCGUGAAUAUUUCCAAAAGUGUGUUGGAGACCAGAUACACCCUGCUACCGUACCUGUAUACCUUGAUGUACAAGGCCCACACGGAGGGCAGCACUGUCGUGAGGCCUCUUCUCCAUGAGUUUGUGUCUGACCGGGCAACCUGGGAUGUAGACAGUCAGUUCCUGCUCGGCCCUGCCUUGCUGGUCAGCCCUGUCCUGGAGCCUAAUGCCAGAAAGGUCGCUGCAUAUUUCCCUGGAGCCCGCUGGUAUGAGUACUACUCGGGUUUGGAUAUUAAUGCAAGGGGAGAGUGGAAGAACCUGUCAGCCCCUUUGGACCACAUUAAUGUUCAUGUGCGUGGAGGUUACAUUCUGCCCUUGCAGGAGCCUGCACUGAACACCAACUCCAGUCGGAAGAAUCCUCUUGGUCUCCUCAUUGCCCUGGAUGAGAACAAAGAAGCAAGAGGAGAGCUGUUCUGGGAUGAUGGGGAAUCCAAAGAUACUGUGGCCAACAAUGUUUACCUUUUAUAUGAAUUUUCUGCCACCCAAAACCACUUGGAUGUGAAGAUUUCACAAUCAACCUACAAGGACCCUAACAACUUAGCAUUUCAAGAGAUUAAAAUACUUGGGAUACAAGAACCUGCCAAUGUUACAGUGAAACACAACGGUGUCCUAAUUCAAGCUUCUCCUAAAGUCACUUAUGAUCCUAACCUGAAGGUUGCCAUUAUCUCAGAAAUUAAUCUUGUCCUGGGAGAAGCGUACGUGGUGGAUUGGAGCACAAACAUAAGGGAUAGAGAAAAAAUAGACUGUUACCCCGAUGAGCAUGGAAUUUCUGAAGCAGACUGCACUGCUCGUGGCUGUGUCUGGGAGGAAUCCAGCUCUCCUGGGGUUCCUUUUUGCUAUUUUGUCGAGGAUUUGUACGCUGUCAGCAACAUUCAGUACGACUCACAGGGGGCCAGCGCUGAGAUCUCCUUAAAGUCUUCUCUUUACACCAACACCUUCCCCUCCAGCCCUGUGAAUCCCCUCCGCCUGCAAGUGACCUACCAUAAGGAUGAAAUGCUGCAGUUUAAGAUUUAUGACCCCAACAGUAAUCGUUAUGAAGUCCCAGUCCCUCUGAACAUACCCAGGGUUCCAUCUAGCACCUCUGAGAGCCGGCUGUAUGAUGUCCUCAUUACAAAGAAUCCAUUUGGGAUAGUGAUUCGCCGGAAGAGUACAGGCACUAUAAUUUGGGACUCGCAGCUCCUGGGCUUCACCUUCAAUGACAUGUUCCUCCGCAUCUCCACCCGUCUGCCCUCCUCCUACAUCUAUGGUUUUGGGGAAACGGAGCACAGAACGUUUAGGCGAGACCUGAACUGGAACACAUGGGGCAUGUUUUCUCGAGACGAGCCCCCCGGGUACAAGAAGAAUUCGUAUGGUGUCCACCCCUACUACAUGGGACUUGAGGAGGAUGGCAGUGCCCACAGUGUGCUCCUGCUGAACAGCAAUUCCAUGGAUGUGACUUUCCAGCCCAUGCCUGCCCUGACAUACCGCACCACAGGGGGAAUUCUGGACUUUUAUGUGUUCUUGGGCCCAACUCCAGAGCUUGUCACUCAGCAGUACACUGAGGUGAUUGGUCGGCCUGUGAUGGUGCCUUAUUGGGCCCUGGGGUUCCAGCUGUGUCGCUAUGGAUAUGAGAAUGAUGCUGAGAUCGCCAGCCUGUAUGAUGAUAUGGUGGCUGCCCAGAUCCCCUAUGAUGUGCAGUACUCAGACAUCGACUACAUGGAGCGGCAGCUGGACUUCACCCUCAGCCCCAAGUUUUCUGGGUUUCCAGCUCUGAUCAAUCGCAUGAAGGCUGAUGGGAUGCGGAUCAUCCUCAUUCUGGACCCAGCCAUUUCUGGCAAUGAGACCCAGCCCUACCCUGCCUUCACUCGAGGUGUGGAAGAUGACAUCUUCAUCAAGUACCCAAAUAAUGGAGGCAUUGUCUGGGGAAAGGUCUGGCCUGAUUUCCCUGAUGUUGUCAUUAACCCCUCUCUAGACUGGGAGAGUCAAGUGCAGCAAUACCGAGCUUAUACGGCCUUCCCAGACUUUUUCCGCAACUCAACUGUCCUGUGGUGGAAGAGAGAAAUACAAGAGCUCUACACCAAUCCACAGAAUCCAGCGAAGAGCUUGAAAUUUGAUGGCAUGUGGAUUGAUAUGAAUGAACCAUCGAGCUUUGUGAACGGGGCUGUCCCUUCAGGAUGCACAGAUACAACUCUGAACCAUCCUCCCUACAUGCCAUAUUUGGUGGAUAGGAACAAGGGCCUAAGCAGCAAGACCCUGUGUAUGGAGAGUGAGCAGAUCCUCCCAGAUGGCUCCAGAGUGCGUCACUACGACGUGCACAGCCUGUAUGGAUGGUCCCAGACCAGGCCCACCUAUGAAGCUGUGCAGGAAGUGACAGGACAGCGAGGAAUUGUCAUCACCCGCUCCACAUUCCCCUCUUCUGGCCGCUGGGCAGGACACUGGCUGGGAGACAACACGGCUGCAUGGGACCAGCUGAAGAAAUCUAUCAUCGGCAUGAUGGAGUUCAGCCUGUUUGGCAUAUCCUAUACCGGGGCAGACAUCUGUGGGUUCUUUCAAAAUGCCGAAUAUGAGAUGUGUGCUCGCUGGAUGCAACUGGGGGCCUUUUAUCCCUUCUCCAGGAACCACAAUGGCAUCGGCACCAGGAGACAAGACCCUGUAUCCUGGGAUGCUGCCUUUGUGAAUAUUUCCAAAAGUGUGUUGGAGACCAGAUACACCCUGUUACCGUACCUGUAUACCUUGAUGCACAAGGCCCACACGGAGGGCAGCACUGUCGUGAGGCCUCUUCUCCAUGAGUUUGUGUCAGACCGGGAGACCUGGGAUGUAGACAGUCAGUUCCUUCUGGGUCCUGCCUUGCUGGUCAGCCCUGUCCUAGAGCCUAAUGCCAGAAAUGUUAAUGCAUAUUUCCCUGGAGCCCGCUGGUAUGAUUACUACACAGGUGAGGACAUUAAUGUAAGGGGACAGUUGAAGAACUUGCCAGCCCCUCUGGACCACAUUAAUCUUCAUGUCCGUGGGGGCUACAUCCUGCCCUUGCAGGAUCCUGCGCUGAACACCAAUUUAAGCCGUCAGAACUUCAUGGGCUUCAAGGUGGCCUUAGAUGAUGCGAGAACUGCUGAAGGAUGGCUUUUCUGGGAUGAUGGGCAGAGCAUUGAUUCUUAUGGAAAAGGACACUAUUAUUUGGCCAGGUUUUCUGUCAGCCAGAAUACAAUGCAGAACCAUAUAAUUUUUAACAAAUACAUUGUUGCUUCAAACCCUUUGAAACUGGGCUACAUUGAAAUCUGGGGAGUGGACAGUGUCUCCACUAGCAACGUGACCAUCUCUGUGAGCAACAUGGAUAUGAUGGUCCCUGCCACCUACAACUCUACAAAACAGAUGGCCAAGAAGCUCACUGUCUUGGAAGUCCUUCUGAUCAUCUUCAUCCUGAUAGCUGUAGUUGCAGACAUCCUGUUGCUAUUUCUUCUUUUGGAGGGACGUUCAGAAUCUUCAUUUACUCCAGAGUGCCCCAAGAUCCCUCAGUCGGAAAGAAUAGACUGCGCACCUCACCACACAGUGACAGAGGAUAUCUGCAGAAGGCAGUAUAAGUGCUGUUGGGAUCCCGUGGCAGAUACCAAUGCUCCUAGUUGCUUCUUCCCCAGGAACUGGGGUUAUGAAGUCAGCAGUGGCCUUGAACAUACAAGCAUGGGGUUCACUGCCCAGUUGAAAAAGAUUCCAUCCCCAUCUCUAUUUGGAAAUGAUGUAACUGAUGCCCUCUUCACUGCUGAAUUUCAGACAUCCAAUCGUUUUCACUUUAAGAUUACUGAUCCCAAUGAGAUUCGUUAUGAGGUACCCCACGAAAACAUCAAGCCCAGUAAUGGAACUACUGAUACCUCGGGUUUGAGCUACCACAUAGAGGUCACCAACACGCCCUUCAGCAUCAAAGUAAUGAGGAUGAGCAACAAAAGAGUCCUGUUGGACACAAGCAUUGGGCCCCUUCAGUUUGCCUAUCAGUACCUGCAGCUGUCUUUCCGCCUGCCCAGCACCAAUGUGUACGGGCUGGGGGAGCAUGUGCACCAGCAGUACCGCCAUGACAUGAACUGGAAAACCUGGCCCAUCUUCACGCGGGACACGACCCCCACCGCGGGCCUGAUCAAUCUAUAUGGAGCACAUACAUUCUUCUUGUGCCUUGAGGGUACCAGUGGCUUCUCAUUUGGAGUUUUUUUGAUGAACAGUAAUGCCAUGGAGGUUGCCCUUCAGCCUGCUCCUGCAAUCACUUACCGCACAAUUGGAGGCAUUCUUGACUUUUAUGUGUUCCUGGGUAACACUCCAGAGCAAGUGGUCCAGGAAUACCUGGAGCUUGUUGGGCGACCAUUCUUGCCUUCCUACUGGAGUCUUGGGUUCCAGCUUAGUCGCAGGAAUUAUGGUGACAUCAAUGUAUUGAAGGAGGUUGUAAGGCGAAAUCGUGAAGCUGGGAUCCCUUAUGAUGUCCAGUACUCAGACAUAGACUAUAUGGAUGGAAAGAAAGAUUUCACUAUUGAUGAACAAGCUUACUACAACCUUUCAGGUUUUGCCAAAGAAUUACAUAACAAUGGACAGAAAUAUAUAAUUAUGAUGAAUUCUGGCAUCUUCAGGGACCCUAACUACAUGACUUACAACAAUGGAAGCAUAAAGAGAGUGUGGAUCUUGGAAAGUAAAGGCUUUGCAGUUGGGCAGGGAUAUCCGGGGAAGGUAGUCUUUCCUGAUUUCAGCAAUCCAGUGUGUACUCAGUGGUGGACAGAGCAAUUCACUGACUUUCAUAACCGCCUGGAGUUUGAUGGAGUGUGGAUUGAAAUGGAUGAAGUCUCUAGUUUUCUCCAAGAUUCUGAUCAACAGUGUGAAUCAAACAUCUUGAACUUUCCUCCUUUUACUCCCAAAAUUCUGGAUGGCUUACUGUUUGCCAGAACCCUCUGCAUGGACACAGAGUUUCACUGGGGCCUUCACUAUGAUGUCCACAGCUUGUAUGGCUACUCCAUGGCAAGAGCUACAGAUGUGGCUAUGGAUACCAUCUCCCCCAGUACUAGGAAUUUCAUCUUAUCUCGUUCAACUUUUGCUGGAUCUGGCAAAUUUGCUGCUCACUGGCUGGGAGACAACGCAGCCAUGUGGGAUGACCUCCGGUGGUCAAUCCCCAGUAUUCUUGAGUUCAACCUGUUUGGUAUUCCCAUGGUAGGUGCUAAUAUCUGUGGUUACACAAGACAUGUCACAGAGGAGCUCUGUAGAAGGUGGAUGCAGCUAGGAGCAUUUUACCCACUAUCAAGGAAUCACAAUGGGCCUGGUUUCCAUGACCAGGACCCGGCUGCCUUUGGUUUUGACUCUCUGCUGUUGAACUCCUCCAGACAUUAUCUGAAUAUUCGCUACACACUUCUUCCCUAUCUCUACACCCUCUUCUACCGUGCUCACACCCUGGGGGAGACGGUAGCAAGGCCCUUGGUACAUGAGUUCUACCAGGACCCAAUGACAUGGGAGGUGCAUGAGCAGUUCUUAUGGGGGCCCGGACUCCUCAUCACACCUGUUUUAUAUGAAGGUGUGGACCACGUGAAAGCAUACAUACCUGAUGCCAUCUGGUAUGACUAUGAGACAGGAGUGGCUGUCCAGUGGAGGAAACAGUUUGUGGAUAUGCUGCUCCCUGAUGACAGGAUAGGGCUCCACCUUCGAGGGGGCUACAUAUUCCCUACCCAGCAGCCAAACACAACAACAGAGACCAGCCGGAAAAAUUCUCUGGGACUCAUUGUUGCCUUGGACUAUAAGAGAGAAGCAAAGGGAGAGCUGUACUGGGAUGAUGGUGUGGCUAAAGAUGCUGUGGCUGAAAAGAAGUAUAUUCUGUAUGAUUUCUCUGUUUCUUCUAACCGUCUACAAGCAAAGAUUAAAAAUAAUAAUUACAUGGACCCCAACAACCUCAUGUUUACAAAUAUCAGAAUCUUUGGAAUGGACAAGGAGCCAACUAACUUUGCUGUUUUUUCUAACAAUGUUCCCACCCCCAUUUCAAGCGCUGUCUAUGAUACUUCAAUACAGGUGGUGACCAUCACUGAUCUCAAGGGACUGGUCAUGGGACAAGAAUUCUCAAUUGAAUGGAAUCUCCCAGUCAGCGAUCUAGAGAAGUUUAACUGCUACCCAGAGGAUCCUUUUGCUUCUGAGGAGAGCUGUAGGCAGCGGGGGUGCCUUUGGGAGCACACGACUACUCCUGGUGUGCCCACCUGUUUCUAUGACACCAUUCCUCGCUAUGCUGCCAGUAACAUCCAGUACCUGCCCAUGGGCAUCACCACUGACCUGGUCUUCCUAGAGACCCUGGCAUCUGCACGAGCAGCAGCAGCUCCACUGUCACCGGCAGCAGCCUCUGUUGUUUCUAAUUCUCUCUCUGGAGAGAUCAAUUCCCUCAAACUGAGUGUGGUCUACCACACAGAGAACAUGCUGCAGGUCAAGAUCUAUGAUUCCACUAAUAAAAGGUAUGAGGUCCCAGUGCCUUUGAAUACACCUCCCUCACCAGUGGACUCCCCUGAGAACUGCCUGUACGAUGUCAGGAUUCAGACCACUCCUUUUGGAAUCCAGGUUCUUCGCAAAGGCUCCGGUACUGUGAUUUGGGAUUCUCAGCUCCCUGGCUUCACCUUCAACGACAUGCUCCUUUCCAUUUCCACCCGCCUCCCCUCUCAGUAUAUCUAUGGUUUUGGGGAAACUGAGCACACGACGUUCAGAAGAAACAUGAGCUGGAACACAUGGGGGAUGUUUGCCCAUGAAGAGCCACCAGGGUACAAGAGGAAUUCUUAUGGUGUCCACCCCUACUACAUGGCAUUGGAAGAAGAUGGCAGUGCCCAUGGAGUGCUCCUGCUGAACAGCAAUGCCAUGGAUGUGACACUCCAGCCCACUCCUGCCCUGACAUACCGCACUAUAGGAGGGAUUUUGGACUUUUAUAUGGUUUUGGGACCAACUCCUGAGCUUGUAACUCAGCAGUACACUGAGUUGAUUGGUCGACCAGCAAUGAUUCCAUACUGGGCCUUGGGAUUCCAGCUGAGUCGCCGUGGAUACCAGAGUGAUUCUGAAAUCUCCAGUUUGUAUGAUGCAAUGGUAGCAGCCCAGAUUCCCUAUGACGUUCAACAUGUAGACAUCGAUUAUAUGGACCGGAAGCUGGACUUCACCCUCAGCCCCAACUUUCAAAAUCUUGGUCUCGUGGUUGAGCAAAUGAAGAAAAAUGGCACAAGAUUUAUUCUCAUUUUGGACCCAGCCAUUUCUGGAAAUGAGACACAUUAUCUCACAUUCACCAGAGGACAGAAAGACAACGUGUUCAUUGAAUGGCCGGACACCAAUGAUGUUGUCUGGGGAAAGGUUUGGCCAGAGCUGCCCAAUGUAAAUAUAGAUGAAUCCCUUGACCAUGAGACUCAGGUUAAGCUGUACCGGGCCCACGUUGCUUUUCCUGACUUCUUUCGUAAUAGCACAACUGCAUGGUGGAAGAAGGAAAUACAAGAGCUCUACUCAAACCCUCGAGAACCAGCGAAGAGUUUGAAGUUUGAUGGACUGUGGAUUGAUAUGAAUGAGCCAUCAAACUUUAUGGACGGAUCUGUUGAGGGCUGCCGCAAUGAAAUUCUCAAUAACCCACCCUAUAUGCCAUAUUUGGCAUCUAGGGACAGAGGCCUGAGCAGUAAGACCCUAUGCAUGGAGAGUGAGCAGAUCUUGCUGGAUGGCUCCUCGGUGCAACACUACGACGUCCACAGCCUAUAUGGGUGGUCCCAGACCAGGCCCACGUACGAGGCUGUGCAGGAGGUGACAGGACAGCGAGGAAUUGUCAUCACCCGCUCCACAUUCCCCUCCUCUGGCCGCUGGGCAGGACACUGGCUGGGAGACAACACGGCUGCAUGGGACGAGCUGGGGAAAUCUAUCAUCGGCAUGAUGGAGUUCAGUCUCUUCGGAAUACCUUAUACAGGAGCAGACAUCUGUGGGUUCUUUGGAGAUGCCGAAUAUGAGAUGUGUGCUCGCUGGAUGCAGCUGGGGGCCUUCUAUCCAUUUUCUAGGAAUCACAACACCAUUGGAACCAGGAGACAAGAUCCUGUGGCCUGGAAUUCAACCUUUGAGAUGUUCUCAAGAAAAGUCCUGCAGACCAGGUACACCCUGCUGCCUUAUCUCUACACCCUGAUGUACAAAGCUCACACGGAGGGCAGCACUGUCAUUCGAUCUCUCCUACAUGAGUUUACACAUGACAGAUCAACUUGGGAUAUAGACCGCCAAUUCAUGUUGGGCCCUGCUGUUUUGGUCAGCCCUGUGCUGGAAAGUAACACUUCUGAGAUCUUGGCUUACUUUCCCAGAGGCCAGUGGUAUGAUUAUAGCAUGGAAUAUGGCCAUGAAUCUACAGGUGUUUGGGAAAUACUGAAGGCUCCCCUCGACCACAUCAACCUUCAUGUCAGAGGAGGCUACAUUCUGCCUUGGCAAGAGCCUGCAAUUAACACUCAUUCCAGUCGACAAAAUUUUAUGGGACUGACUGUUGCUUUAGAUGAUGGUGGGAAAGCUGAAGGUCAGAUAUUCUGGGAUGAUGGACAAAGCAUUGAUACCUAUGAAAAUGGAAACUAUUUUCUGGCAAAGUUUGCAGCAGCUGAGAAUACCUUGCAUAUCCAAGUCAUACACAAUAAGUUUUUAAGUGACUCAAAUCCUCUGAAAGUUGGCUAUAUUAAAAUUUGGGGUGUGAACUCUACUUAUGUGACACAAGUCAAUUUCACCUAUGACAACCAGCAAUUCACAGAGACCAACUUGAAGAGUGACCCUUCCAAUCAGACACUAACUAUUGUAUUAACUGACAAGAAUAUCAACCUGGAAAAAUUAACUGAGAUUAUUUGGAUUCAUAGUGAUCCUGUAGUUACCAGUCCAACUAUGACAAGUACCAGCACCAUGAGUACUCAUCCAUUUCCAACUACUACAGAGACUUCCAGUGCUGAGACUACCAUCAGUUCUGGUAGUGCAAGUACUGCCAUGGUUCCAGUCACAAGCACAUCUUCUGCAAGUUCUGUUCAUGUUACCAGUACUCCUGUUAUUCAUGAUACAACUACUCCCUUCUAUACAAGUACCGCCACUAUAAUGACUACCGUCACUGCCUCUAUUCCAACCACACAUUAUACACCAAAUACUACUUACAUUACAACUAGUACUUCUGCUCCUCAUACAACUACUUCUUUCACUAAAAGUACUAUUAUCACUAGCAUUAGUGACAUUUUUCCUAUCAAAACCACAAAUUAUGCAACAGGUAAUAUUGGUGCUACAACUGCUAGUAUUACUGUUCCUGAUACAAUUUCUCCUUUCCUUACUACUGAAAGCACUAGCACUACAGUUCCUAUAAGCACCAUUCCUUUCCCAAAAAAUACUACGAAUGUCACCACAAGUAUUUCUGCCUCUGAUAUAACUACUCUUUUCCCUACCACUGUGAGCACCACUGCUAUUGCUCCUGUCACUACCAUUCCUUUUCCAACUAAUAUUUCUAGUGUCACCAUUAGCACUACCUCCCCUGAUACCACUCCCUUCCCCAUUAGUGUUAGUACUAAUACUACUGUUCCCCUCAGUACCAUUCCUUUCCCAACAAAUUCUACAAAUGUCACCACUACUACCACGACCCCUGAUGCUACUAACUUCUCCACUAUUGUGAGUACUGGUACUACCAUUCCCUUCAGUACCAUUUCUUUCCCAACACAUACUACAAAUGCCACCACUAGUACUAAUGCUCUUGGUACUACUCCCUUCCCCACUGCUGUGAGCACUGCUACUACUAUUCCUCUCAGUAGCAUUCCUUUCACAACAAAUAAUACAAAUAUUACCACUAGUACUACUGCCCCUGGUACUACUACCUUCCCCACUACUGUGAGUACUACUACUACCGUUCCCCUCAGUACCAUUCCUUUCCCAACAAAUAAUACAAAUAUUACCACUAGUACUAAUGCUCUUGGUACUACACUCUUCUCCACUACACCGAGCACUAGUGCUAUUGUUCACCUCAGUACUAUUCUUUUCCCAACAAAUACUACAAAUGUCACCAUGAAUACUACUGCUUUGGUUACAACUCCUUUUUCCAUGGCUGUGAGCACUAGUACUACUAUUCCUUUCCCAACAAAUACUAAAAAUGUCACCACCAGUACUACUGCCUCUGAUACUACUCCUUUCUCCACUAUUGUGAGCACUAGUACUACUGUUCCCCUCAGUGCCAUUCCUUUCCUGACUUUUACACCGACUAUGACUAUCACCAACAGUACUACUGCCCCUGUUACUACUACUACCUUCCCCACUACUGUGAGUACUAGUACUGCUGUUCCCCUCAGUACCAUUCCUUUCCCAACAAAUUCUACAAAUGUUACCACUACUACCACGACCCCUGAUACUACUACCUUCUCCACUAUUGUGAGUACUAGUACUACAAUUCCCUUCAGUACCAUUCCUUUCCCAACAAAUACUACAAAUGCCACCACUAGUACUAAUGCUCUUGGUACUACUCCCUUCCCCACUGCUGUGAGCACUGCUACUACUAUUCCUCUCAGUAGUGUUCCUUUCACAACAAAUACGACAAAUGUCACCACUAGUACUACUAACCCCUGAUACUACUACCUUCUCCACUAUUGUGAAUACUAGUACUAUCAUUCCCUUCAGUACCAUUCCUUUCCCAACAAAUACUACAAAUGCCACCACUAGUACUAAUGCUUUUGGUACUACUCCCUUCCCCACUGCUGUGAGCACUGCUACUACUAUUACUCUCAGUAGCGUUCCUUUCACAAUAAAUAAUACAAAUAUUACCACUAGUAUUACUGCCCCUGGUACUGCUACCUUCCCCACUACUGUGAGUACUACUACUACUGUUCCCCUCAGUACCAUUCCUUUCCCAACAAAUAAUACAAAUAUUACCACUAGUGCUAAUGCUCUUGGUACUACACUCUUCUCCACUACACCGAGCACUUGUGCUAUCGUUCACCUCAGUACUAUUCUUUUCCCAACAAAUACUACAAAUGUCACCAUGAAUACUACUGCUUUGGUUACAACUUCUUUUUCCAUGGCUGUGAGCACUAGUACUACUAUUCCUUUCCCAACAAAUACUAAAAAUGUCACCACCAGUACUACUGCCUCUGAUACUACUCCUUUCUCCACUCUUGUGA
Molecule: messenger RNA, 15879 nt
Organism: Fukomys damarensis (Damara mole-rat)
Lineage: Eukaryota; Metazoa; Chordata; Mammalia; Rodentia; Bathyergidae
Exons: 117
Coding region: 62-15328 (5088 amino acids)
Biological process (GO): carbohydrate metabolic process
Molecular function (GO): carbohydrate binding; alpha-1,4-glucosidase activity
Source: RefSeq, a predicted model, not a curated record